This is a messenger RNA of Halichondria panicea, 2126 nucleotides long. Its product is annotated as influenza virus NS1A-binding protein homolog. Gene Ontology annotation, biological process: protein phosphorylation. Bases 1 to 2094 code for a protein of 697 amino acids. The transcript has 2 exons. Gene Ontology annotation, molecular function: protein binding; protein kinase activity; ATP binding. Lineage: Eukaryota; Metazoa; Porifera; Demospongiae; Suberitida; Halichondriidae. The record is from RefSeq and is a predicted model, not a curated record.
AUGACGGAGACGCCUGGCACCCCAGCGUACAUGCCCCCCGAAGUGAUGGUUGCCGACCCCCACUACAACACCAGUGUGGAUGUGUUCUCCUUUGGGGUCAUGAUGAUUCACACCUUCACAGCAGAGUGGCCACUACCAAAGGUUGGUCCCACCAGAAUCAAUCCUGCUAAUCCCAAUGGUCUGAUACCAGUGACAGAAGCUGAACGACGUGAAGAGUUUCUUCUAAUGAUCAUCCCAGACCACCCUCUGAUGGACCUCAUCAUGCGCUGUCUCAGCAACAAUCCUCAGCAAAGGCCUACAGCAGCGGAGAUAGUCAGUCGCAUGGUGGGUGUGGUACUCGAACACCCUCCAUCCUUUGAGAACAGAGUGGAUAUGCUCCAGCGAGUGAGUACCCUACUGACAGAGAAGAGGGAGCUUGAGGAGGAGGUUGUGAGGAAGGACUCGGCAAUUGAGGAGAAAGCAAAAGAGAUCGGGGAGAAAGCAAAAGAGAUCGGGGAGAAAGCAAGAGAGAUCGAGGUACUGGCGGAGGAGGUUGUGAGGAAGGACUCAGCAAUCGAGGAGAAAGCAAGAGAGAUCGAGGUACUGGCGGAGGAGGUUGUGAGGAAGGACUCGGCAAUCGAGGAGAAAGCAAGAGAGAUCGAGGUACUGGCGGAGGAGGUUGUGAGGAAGGACUCGGCAAUCCAGGAGAAAGCAGGAGAGAAUGAGGCACUGGCGGAGGAGAAAAGACGACAAGAGAAAAAAAGUGGAAGUACUGCUGAGCGUAUGCAGUUGGUGCACUCAUUGGAAACUGAUCAGUUCAAACUGGAGAUUGAAGAUCUUAAAGGUCAGCUUGAAGAUAAAGAAACAACUGAUAAUACGAAAGAUGCAUUUAUUCUUUCCAAAGAUGCUAGAAUUACCGAGAUAGAAACUAGAUGUAAGCAACUCACUGAAGAGGUGGAGCAACAUAUUGCUAACUUUAACUACAGUCAAAACGAACUUGUAUCUAAAACUACGAAAAUCGAUCAACUGGAAACAAAUCUGGAACAGGAGCAAUCAAACAAAAACUCUACUAUUGCUCACAAAGAUUCGAUCAUUGCCUCCAAGGACACUCACCUUCAGAAGAAUGCAACCACCAUUAGGAGUUUGAACGACCAGCUUACCAAAACCAGAGGCUACCUGACGAGCAAACCACACUCCCUACAGGUUCGGGUGUCCUACAGUCAGUGCUCUGGUACUCCAGUGGCAAUGUCUGGUGGAUUAGCGGUAACCAUCAAUGGCAAGGUCUACUAUGGUGGAGGAGACUGUGAUGACGAUGAUGGCAAUUACUCUGUCCACUGUUAUGAUCCGCCACAAAACGUCUGGUCAACUCUUCCCAGACUUCCUGUACGAUGGUUUGGUCUAGGAGAGGUAAACGGUGAAUUGGUAGCAGUUGGCGGUAGAGAUUCAUCCCGCUCUAAAUCCAACGUGGUACGUGUGUUUAACAAAGGAAGGAACUGGAAACGAACGAUCCCACCCAUGCCCACAGCGAGGAGUUCAUUGACAGUCGUUAGUCUCCCAACACAUCUGAUCGUAGCAGGAGGUGAAGUGGGCUAUGGUUACUACACUGAUAAUGUUGAAAUCUACAACAUCGGCACCUUCCAGUGGAGCGAGACAGACAGACUACCAUAUGCUUGUUGUUACCAAAUAGGAAUAGUCUACAUGAACAACAACACAGUGUACCUAGUUGGGGGAUAUGACGGCAAGAAUCUAAACAAGGUGUUUGCUGCUCAAAUCAACAAGCUGACCUCAGCAGACCGACAGGAUGAUGGGAGUGCCAACAAAGCCGACUCCAUCUGGAAUACAAUAUCCGACACACCGUUUUACCGGCCCUCCCCUGUAACGAUAUCUAACACCAUCUUUGCUGCUGGUGGACUGAUUACUAAUAAAGCCACUCAAAGGAUGUACGCCUACUCAUCCUCGAUGGACUCCUGGCUCUACGUUGGUGAUCUACCAUAUCCUGUAGCCUUUGCUACAACUGUGUCACUGUCAACCACGGAGUGCCUUGUGAUUGGAGGAUGGAACAAAACUAAACUAUCAACUGUGUAUAGAAUAAGUAUCACAACAACUGUUUCUUGAGUGUUUAUAUACCUAAACUUUAUAAUUUUCUG